AUGGCACUCCACUUCCUCACCAUCUUGGUCCUGGCUAUCUCAGUCACGAGCGCGUUUCUCAUCACUGACAAAGACGUCAGGUGUCGCAGCGGUCCAACUACAAGUCACGCUAUCCAGAGAGAGUUCACCAAGGGUACUGAUGUAACCAUCACCUGCCAAACGGAGGGCACCAACAUCAAAGGCAACACCCUCUGGGACAAGACGACGUUCGGAUGUUAUGUUUCCGAUUACUACGUCGCUACAGGAUCAAGUGGUUACGUGACUUCAAAGUGCCGUUCGUGUAAAUCGCCCAAGUCGAAUGCGGCGACUGUCAACCUCAUCGCUAGCUUUGAGGGAUUCAGACCCGAUGUUUAUAACGACCCAACUGGCAAUCCAACCGUUGGAUACGGUCAUCUUUGUGAUGCGCCUCAGUGUAGUGAAGUAAAGUAUCCCAUCCCGCUUUCUGUGGUGAAUGGAAAGAAAUUAUUGGCAGAUGACAUGGAGGAGUUCGAAGUCUGCAUCACAGCCAUGUUGAGCAGCAAAGCAAGGCUCAACAGGAACCAAUAUGGCGCUCUCAUCAGUUGGGCAUUCAACAUGGGCUGCGGCAAUGCUGAAUCGUCAACUCUUGUUGAACGUCUCAACAACGGGGAAGAUCCCAACACGGUCAUCUCGCAGGAACUACCUCAGUGGGUAUAUGCCAGUGGCCAAAGGCUUCCGGGCUUGGUUCGUCGACGCAAUGCGGAGAUUGAGUUGGCCCGGAAGCCAACCCGCCGUAGAGCUUUACCGAAGAGGUGCCAAGUCCUGUAA
Molecule: messenger RNA, 786 nt
Organism: Fusarium redolens
Lineage: Eukaryota; Fungi; Ascomycota; Sordariomycetes; Hypocreales; Nectriaceae
Product: lysozyme-like domain-containing protein
Exons: 3
Coding region: 1-786 (261 amino acids)
Biological process (GO): cell wall macromolecule catabolic process; peptidoglycan catabolic process
Molecular function (GO): lysozyme activity
Source: RefSeq, a predicted model, not a curated record